CUUGGUCAGGGUUACGGAUUGGGAACUUGCAGGCGCGCCAGUUCCACAACUUCCCAGGGAGUCAUUGUGAACCUUUGUGAGCCUUUGUCAGCAUGGACACAAUUUAGAUCUCCCGAUGACAGGGUGCAGCCCUGUGUUUGCCAUGCAGCACAUUGUGGGUGUGACCUAUGUACUGGUGCGAAGGGGUCUCCUUGGAAGGGACCUCAUUAUGACCAGGACUCUCUGCAGCCCAGGCCCUAGCCAGCCUGGAGAGAAAAGACCUGAAGAGGCCCUGGGAGUAUAUCACCGUCUCCCAGCACUGGGAAGAGCGCUGGGGCACAGUAUUCGGCAGCAAGCGUCCUCCACAGCCAAGACUUGGUGGGACAGAUAUGAAGAGUUUGUUGGACUCAAUGAAGUUCGAGAGGCCCAAGGAAACGUGACUGAGGCAGAGAAAGUGUUCAUGGUGGCUCGAGGGCUUGUCCGAGAGGCUCGGGAGGACUUGGAAGUUCAGCAGGUCAAGCUGAAGGAGGUGAGAGACCGUUUGGACCGUGUCUCCAGGGAGGACAAUCAGUACUUGGAACUGGCUACUUUGGAGCACAGGAUGCUGCAGGAGGAGAAGAGGCUUCGCAUGGCUUAUCUGCAUGCAGAAGACUCUGAGCGAGAGAAGUUCUCCCUCUUUUCUGCAGCUGUGCGGGAAAGUCACGAGAAGGAGCGUGCAAGGGCUGAAAGGACUAAGAACUGGUCCCUCAUUGGGUCAGUCCUAGGAGCCCUAAUUGGUGUGGCUGGCUCCACCUAUGUGAACCGUGUACGGCUACAGGAACUGAAGGUCUUACUCCUGGAGGCACAGAAGGGGCCUGUGAGUCUCCAGGAGGCCAUCCGGGAACAGGCAUCUAGCUACUCCCUUCAGCAGAAGGACCUCCACAACCUCAUGGUGGACCUGAGGGGCCUGAUGCAUGCUGGGCUGGGGCAGGGCUCUGGGUCAUGGGCAGCUACUUCCCCCACUGGAGACAGAGACACAGAUGUCCUGUCAGCUGCCUUGAAAGAGCAGCUCAGUCAUUCUAAGCAGGUCCAAUCAUGUCUAGAGGGUUUACGAGAACAACUUGAUGGCCUAGAAAAGACUUCCAGCCAAAUGGCUGAGGUGGUUCACCUUGCAAAGGCUGCAGCACACCCAGGCCUGGUGGAACCAGCAGACAGGGUUCUCCCCAGUUCCUUGUUGGAACAGGGGAGCGUGAUGUUGGCACUGUCAGAUAUGGAGCAGAGGCUAGAAACCCAUGUCAAUAGGAACACCAUUUAUAGCACACUGCUUACCUGUGUGACAUUCGUGGUCACACUGCCUGUGCUCUACAUGCUGUUCAGGUCCAGCUAGCCCCUGGACCCUCCUCAAGAGUGUGGAUUUAGUUAGAGAAUCCCAGCAACGGAUUGAGUCUUUGGGGGUGCACACCACCUCAGCCUGAAGGAGCACCAUCUGUGUGGCUUGCCAGCAGGCAUACUUUGUUUUGUAGGCAAUGUUCGUUUACAUGAAUUAUCAAAACUUUGUACAAAUGUCUUAUGAAAAUGUCUUAAAUUUGUAUUAUUUAAAA
Molecule: messenger RNA, 1559 nt
Organism: Nycticebus coucang (slow loris)
Lineage: Eukaryota; Metazoa; Chordata; Mammalia; Primates; Lorisidae
Gene: CCDC51
Product: coiled-coil domain containing 51
Exons: 5
Coding region: 116-1345 (409 amino acids)
Source: RefSeq, a predicted model, not a curated record